Messenger RNA from Tetrahymena thermophila SB210, 348 nucleotides. RefSeq lists its product as hypothetical. Lineage: Eukaryota; Ciliophora; Oligohymenophorea; Hymenostomatida; Tetrahymenidae. The record is from RefSeq and is a predicted model, not a curated record. The transcript has a single exon.
AUGUAGUUAACAAUUAAAGUUUAACUUUUGUAUUCUCUUAUAAGUUAAAUUUAAUUACAAGCCUCUAGAAUGCUUGUUUAAAGUAAGCUAAAAUUUCAUAUGACUCAGAUUUUGUUUAUUCCAUAUGUCCAAAUGAUAUCAUAGUUUAUAAUGGGUUAAGUUUUUAGCAAUAAUUUCCAAUUCUUGGCAAAGGAAUAAAAGAAGUUGAAAAUUUUAUUAGCACAAAAUAUAACAACUAUUUUAUUAUUAUAUAAAAAAAUAAACUAUCUCUCAUUAAACUAGAGUAUCUAUCUGAUUUCCAGCUUGUUUAUGAAGUCAAUAAAACUAACUAAUAGCUAUUAAAUAUGA